Molecule: messenger RNA, 2918 nt
Organism: Xenopus laevis (African clawed frog)
Lineage: Eukaryota; Metazoa; Chordata; Amphibia; Anura; Pipidae
Product: gastrula zinc finger protein XlCGF26.1-like
Exons: 2
Coding region: 1149-2822 (557 amino acids)
Source: RefSeq, a predicted model, not a curated record
GUCCCCUGUUAUUUACUGGCAGUGUCUUUUUAAGGAAUAAUGUGCGACAAUAAGAAGAAGUCAAUGCCCCAAUGUCUCUCUGUUACUAAAUAACCGCCCUCCUCUCUUCUCAUGUCCCUGAGACUGACACUCAUUCCCUCCCUCAGUCUCUGUGUCUGACUCUGAGGAGAGGGAGGGGGCGGGGCUUGCUCAGCGGCUGAACAUGGACUCACCCUGGGACUGUACCACUUGCCUGAGGGAAACAGAUAAGGGAAAGGCAUUGACUGUAUAAAUGGAGCUGUUGGGAGAGCAGGGGUAGUGGAGUUUAGGAAGGAGAGAAGGGGGUAAAUAAGGGAAUAGUUUGGCUACUGGUAACACUGACGCCUAAACCUUUGUCUCACACAGAGAAGAAUUGAUUGAAUCCCUGUGACAGUGGAAAUUGGAAUGUUCUGUGACAAGGUGACUUCUGGGAAACUCACCAGACGAGUAGAAGAAGAGGAUUUUCAGGGCAGCAACAUUUUGUUUGGUUCCAUAUGGAUCAAAGAUCAUAACAAUGAAUAAGAUCAGAAGGAACCAACUUAAUGAAGUGAAGACCUUAAGAAGAACCUUAACCAACCCCAAACUAACACAACCAGAGGGUCAUUUAACUACUGUACAUAUGGCACAAGAACCAACUAGAAAAGCAACGUCGGUUAGUUAUGGAUCAUCAAACAAUGGAAGAGACCUCUGAUCUGAGAACACAAAAGCAACAGAGGUUUCUAUCUCACCCUUUAAAAUAUGACUCCAGGUUUAAUGCAAAUCAAUGUCCCACAUCGAAUCAAUGAUAAUUACAGAUUCUCCAACACAUAACACAAUGUCAAGGUCCAAAACCAGCCCAUAGCGAGGUCCAUAGAGAGCUCUCUAAAGAGUGACGACCAGUGCAGUCAUUUAUCUGUAGUGUAAGAGACAAUUCUUUCAAAAAGGGAAUCCUCUCAACCACCAGCAAAUUCAUACCAAGAAGAUUUCUGUCUUCAAAUGUUGGAAAUGUUUGUCCCAACAGAAGGAUCCUUUUAGCUCACCGCUGGGCUCAUACUCGGAGAAAACCUUUUACUUGUGCUCAAUGUACUAAGGUUUCUUGUAGAAACGAGAUCUUCACAGGCAUCGGCAGAUCCAUAAAGAGGAGAAACUAUAUGUUAAUGACCUUUGUACAAAGGGGGAUCAUUUUGAUUCAAACAAUCGACAUGAAAAUUGAAGUUGAUGCUCAAACAGAAGAGAAUCCGUUUGACUCCAAGUGUGAAACAGGGCACAAUGAUAAGAGUGAACUUGACGCUCACCUUCAGACUCACGGAGAAGAGAAGCCGUUUGUCUGUAACACAUGUGAGAAGAGCUACAGAGAUGAGAAUCAACUCAACACCCACAUGCGGAGUCAUUCAGGAGAGAAGCGUUUUGUCUGUAGUGAGUGUGGGAAAAGCUUUAAGGCUAAAUGUAAGCUAAAUGAUCAUUUUCGAAUUCACACAGGAGAGAAACCAUUCAUUUGUUCUGAGUGUGAGAAAUGUUACAGGAGAAAAUCAGACCUAGUUGCUCAUCAGAAAGUUCACACCCAUGUAAACUCCUUUCUCUGCCCAGAGUGUGGCAAACGCUACGCCAGUAAAAGAAAUUUAAAGGCUCAUCUUAACGUUCAUACAGGAAAUACUUUCCAAUGCACGGAGUGUGGCAAAUCAUUUCCAAAAAAGAGCAGCCUCGAAAGGCACCAAAUGGUCCACACCGGGGAGAAGCCGUUCGAGUGCACAGACUGUGGAAAAGCAUUUCCAUUAAAGAAGAACCUUCUAAGGCACCAAAUGAUCCACACUGGGGAGAAACCAUUUGAGUGCACAGAGUGCGGGAAACACUUUAGGUACAAAACUAGGCUCAACAUUCAUUAUUUAGUUCAUGCUGGGGUUAAGCCUUUCACUUGUUCUGAGUGUGAGAAGCAGUAUACGUCGAAAUAUGCACUUGAUUAUCACCUGUUAACUCACACUGGGGAGAAACCCUUUGUCUGUACUGAGUGUGGGAAAUCGUUCAGGGUUAGGCAGGGUCUCAAGCAACAUCUUCAGUGUCACACAGGGGAGAAACCAUUUGUCUGUAUUGAGUGUGGGGAGGCCUUCAGGGUUAAGCAGGGUCUCAGACUUCAUCUGCAGUUUCACACAGGGGAGAAACCAUUCCCCUGUCCUGAGUGUGGGGCUUGUUUUAGGAGAAAAGUAGAACUUGAGUGUCACCUUGCGAGUCACAUCGGAGCAAGACCUUUUGCCUGUACGGAAUGUAAGAAAACCUUCAAGACAAAAAGUGAGUGUGAUGAUCAUUAUUAUACACACAAAGGAGAGAAACCCUUUGUCUGUAACGAGUGUGGGAAAUGUUACAGUAUGAGACGUAGUCUUCUCACUCAUCUGCGGAGUCACACGGGAGAGAAACCCUUUGUCUGUAACGAGUGUGGGAAAUGUUACAGUAUGAGACGUAGUCUUCUCACUCAUCUGAGGAGUCACACGGGAGAGAAACCCUUUGUCUGUAACGAGUGUGGGAAAUGUUACAGUAUGAGACGUAGUCUUCUCACUCAUCUGCGGAGUCACACGGGAGAGAAACCCUUUGUCUGUAACGAGUGUGGGAAAUGUUACAGUAUGAGACGUAGUCUUCUCACUCAUCUGAGGAGUCACACGGGAGAGAAACCUUUUGUCUGUAACGAGUGUGGGAAAUGUUACAGUAUGAGACGUAGUCUUCUCACUCAUCUGCGGAGUCACACGGGAGAGAAACCCUUUGUCUGUACUGACUGUGGCAAAAGCUACAGGGAUAAGAAAUGUCUCCUUAUUCAUCUUCACAGCCACAAACAAUAAAACUUUCCCAAGUAGAUUUUGAGGAAACGUUUUUUAUAAAUGGUGGGUCACCAGGUGGCACGUGCUGGAAUAAAAUUCUGUCGUUAACAACUUGAA